UGACACUCUUAACUUAACCUCAAAAGUACAAAAACAUUUCAAAAUGUGUUUAUUGUAAUUAUGUUUAAUUUAUUUAGUUAAUUCUGUUGAUUAUUGAAUAUUUGUAAGUCGUUAGUGUGCAAUGGCCGAUUUGGAAGCGAACGACAAAAAGAAGUCCCAUAGGGAAAGACAUUCUGGUCGUAAAGCAGACAAAAAGAAAACAAAAAAGGACCAAAACAUUGAAGAAGUCACCGACAAACAAAGAAACCCCAAAGCCUUCACCUUCAACUCGGCGAUCCGAGCCGAAAGACGCUUCAGAAGAAAACAAGAUAUCGACACCAAGAAGCAACAUGUGCCUUUGGUUGAUAGGACGCCAUUAGAGCCUCCGCCCAUUCUUAUUGCCAUAGUAGGGCCCCCAAAGGUCGGAAAAACGACUUUGAUGAACAACUUGAUCAAGCUGUUCACUAAGUCACCAGUCACAGACAUAAAAGGCCCUGUGACAAUUGUAACUGGAAAAAAAAGACGCGUCACUCUGGUAGAAUGCAAUAACGAUAUUAAUUCCAUGAUAGACCUGGCGAAAGUGUGCGAUUUGGCUUUGUUAUUAUCAGAUGCCAGUUUCGGGUUUGAAAUGGAGGUUUUUGAGUUUUUAAACAUAUGCCAGGUGCAUGGGAUGCCUCGGAUCAUGGGAGUCUUAACACACCUGGACCUGAUCAAAAACAGUAAAACUUUAAAAAACACCAAAAAGACCCUCAAACACAGAUUCUGGACGGAAGUUUAUCCAGGAGCCAAGCUAUUCUACUUAUCGGGAAUAUUGCAUGGAGAAUAUUUGAGGAAUGAAAUUAAAAACUUGGGUAGGUUUAUUUCUGUGAUGAAGUUCAGACCAUUACUGUGGAGGCAAAAUCAUAGCUACAUUUUAGGAGAUCGCUAUGAAGAUUUAACGAACCAAGAGCUAAUCAGGCAAAAUCCGAAAUGUGACCGGCAUAUUUCGCUUUACGGUUACAUCAGGGGGGUACCACUAAAAAAAGAGAAUUCUGUCCAUAUCGCGGGCUUUGGAGAUCUUAAAAUACACGACAUCUCUUACUUACCUGACCCUUGUCCUUUGCCAGAGGAGCUUAAAAAGCGAGCGCUUGUCGAAAAAGAACGUUUAAUAUACGCCCCGUUUUCGGGAGUAGGUGGUAUAGUUUACGAUAAAGAUGCUGUUUAUGUUGAACUUAAAAACACCCAAAGUCAAACGAAAAAAGUGGAAAAAGACGAAACGAGUAAUAUUCUUGCCAAUUUACUUGAAACUAAAGAAAGUGCCGACGUAAAAAUGGAAAAGUCUGAACUACAGAUCUUCAGUGGAGGUCAAAAGUUGACUGGGAAAGAUUUUGAGUUAGCGAAGAAUGAACGAGCAUUUGAGCAGCAGAUUGAGCUAAUCGAGGCGAAAUCUGGCAAAAGCAAUAAGAAUCUUGACGAGGAUAAUGAUUUGAGUGAUGAAUUGAAUAAGCUGAGGAAACAGUAUCAGGUUCAAGAAGUGGAGGAUUCCGGUAGGACGAGGAGACGCGUGAUUUUCAAUGAUCAAUCAGAUGAUGAGACUGCCGAGUUUAAGGUGAAGUCGGCUCCAAAACCUAAAGGGAAUACUGAGAUUAAUAUGAGAAUUAAGGAGGUUUUGAAUGGUUUGGGUCAGAAAAUGGAACAAGACGAAGAAAUCAGCUCAGAGGAAGAAGAAGAUGAUAAUGAUGAUGAUGAUGUCGAUGAUGACGACGUUGAUGAUGAGGGUGAUGACAAUGAAGAUAAGUCUGAUUUAGAAAUGUCAUCAGAUGAUGGGGAUGAAGACUUGGCGGUAACAUGGAAAAAUAACUUGAUGAAAAAAGCCAAAGAUGCCUUUUUGGAGAGGGUCAGCUCCUCCCAGAAUUUAAUGAAGUUGGUUUAUGGGGUGUUUGAUGCAAAGUACCAAAAGGACUUGGCUGACUCUCAACAAAAAGAAGAGCAAAGUGAGGAAGAAGGCGACAUCGGAGGUAUAUUUAAAAAAGUCUCCAAGGCUCAAGAAAAACUAAAAUCAGACAAAGAUAAUAUGAAUUUGAUGGAGUCUUCUUUGAUGUUCCCAUGGGAUACCGCUACCAAAGAUUGGACCCAAGAAGAGAACAAGGUGCUGAUAGCAAACUGCUUCGUCACAGGCAAAUGGAAGGACUCAGAAGACGCUGCUGAGCUCCUAAAGCUGGAUGAGACGGAAAAUCUCAGCGACAUGGAUUCAGAACUCGAGGGGGAUUUCGAAGACUUGGAAACGGGCGAGAAACACGUGGCCCAGAAGAGAAAAAGGGAGGAACCGGAAAAGGACGAGAAGGCAGACAGAGAAGCGCUCGCAGAAAAAAAACGAAAACUGAAAGAGAAAUUCGACGCGGAAUACGACAACACCGACAAAAGCACCUUUUACGAGGAACUGAAGAUGACCGCGGAGAAACAGGCGCAAUUGAACAAAACCGUGUUUGAAAAUAUGCCGGAUGACGUUAGGGUGCAAGUGGAAGGUUUUAGGCCCGGCAUGUACGUAAGGAUGGAGUUUGAAAAUGUCCCGUCUGAGUUUAUCACGAACUUCGAUCCGACUUAUCCGAUAGUAAUCGGAUCGUUAAAUAUCGGGGAGGAGAACAUCGGGUAUGUGAACGUGAGGGUGAAAAAGCAUAGGUGGUAUGGGAAAAUCUUGAAAACGAACGAUCCGUUGAUCAUUUCUUUGGGAUGGAGGAGAUUCCAGACGAUCCCGAUCUUCUCGAAACUGGAAGACGACUUGAAAUACCGUUAUUUAAAAUACACCCCUGAACAUUUGGCGUGUAACGCCCAAUUCUGGGGCCCGAUUACCCCACAGGGCACCGGGUUUUUAGCACUGCAGAGCGUCGACUCCAAUCCAGAGAUCCUGAAAAAACAGGGAUUCAGGAUAGCGGCCACCGGCUCGGUCCAGGAGUUGGACAAAUCCACGCGGAUCAUGAAGAAACUGAAACUAGUCGGGUACCCACUGAAGAUUUACAAAAAGACGGCAUUUAUCAAAGGGAUGUUUAAUAGCGCGUUGGAGGUGGCCAAGUUUGAGGGGGCCAGCAUCCAGACCGUUUCCGGGGUGAGGGGAGAGAUCAAAAAAGCCAUCAGUAAACCAGAGGGCUGUUUUAGGGCCGCGUUUGAAGAUAAGAUUUUAUUGAGCGAUAUUGUAUUUUGCCCUACUUGGUGCAAAGUAAACGUACAAGAAUUCUACACUCCAAUAACCACUUUGUUGCUUCCACCAGACCAAAAGAACCAAUGGACAGGCUUGAGAACCACCGGUCAAAUUAAACGAGAAAAAGAUAUUAAAAAUCCCGCUAACAAGGACAGCUUGUACACUCCAAUCAUAAGGGAGGAAAAACCGUUUAAACCAUUAAUCAUCCCGGCAAAACUACAAAAAGCGUUGCCGUAUAGGGACAAACCGAACCACGGGGUGAAAUCAUCGGAAAAGAAGAAACUUACUCAGAGGGUGGCUGUUAUUAGGGAACCGCACGAAGAAAAGAUUGCGAAAAUGUUGAAGAUGAUUAAGACCUCGUACCAGCACAAACAGGCGAAACUAAAAGAAGAAACGAAGCAGAGGCUGGAGAAGCAUCGGCGAGACAUCGCUGCCCAAGAAUUGAGCAAAGAGAGGAAAAUCAAGCAGAAGAAGAAAGAAGUUUUCCGGAAAAAGAGUAAAGCGCAAGCGAGCCAAGAUAAAAAGGCUGAUAGGGAUUAAAUAAAAAUGUUCUUAAGUU
Molecule: messenger RNA, 3713 nt
Organism: Anthonomus grandis grandis
Lineage: Eukaryota; Metazoa; Arthropoda; Insecta; Coleoptera; Curculionidae
Product: ribosome biogenesis protein BMS1 homolog
Exons: 10
Coding region: 122-3694 (1190 amino acids)
Biological process (GO): endonucleolytic cleavage of tricistronic rRNA transcript (SSU-rRNA, 5.8S rRNA, LSU-rRNA); maturation of SSU-rRNA from tricistronic rRNA transcript (SSU-rRNA, 5.8S rRNA, LSU-rRNA); ribosome biogenesis
Cellular component (GO): 90S preribosome; nucleus
Molecular function (GO): GTP binding; GTPase activity; U3 snoRNA binding
Source: RefSeq, a predicted model, not a curated record